CAGUGUCAAAUAAAAAGCUCUACAAACUCAAUAAAUAAGUCCUUAGAUUUUUUAGAUCAAACAUUGAGACAUUCAAACCCAAUACACUUACUAUAAGGGAGGGGUGUUUAAAAAUACCGAUCCAUUUAACCUAUCUCUUCACAUCAAAAACAACUCUUCUAAAUUCAUCCAAUUCUUCAAUUCCAAACAUUAAAACAUACUAUAAAUAUUAAAUACAAAUUCUACAUCAAAAAAUCCUCUUUUUUUUUUCUAAAAAUGGAACAAAAAGAACUAGAACCAUGUCUUUCAAGCACAUCAAACACUAUUUCUGCAGCACAAGAUGGUGCACCGGGCAGACAAUUAGCAAAAUCGUCGAAUACCCAACAAGCACAACUCGAAUAUCAAGGUCAAGACCAAGAGACGGUGUUGGAUUCAUGCCAUGAAUCCAACACGAAACUCAAAUUUAUUGAUUGCUUAAAAGUAGGUUCAUGUCAGAGUUCAUCAAGCGAGCCUAGAAUUUUCUCUUGUAAUUAUUGCCAGAAAAAAUUCUACAGUUCACAAGCUUUAGGUGGACAUCAAAAUGCUCACAAACGAGAGCGUACUAUAGUGAAACGAAAUCAAAGAAUAGGAGCCACAAUCACUGCAGCAACUACUGUUUUUGGACAUCCGUACAUAAAUCAUCAUAUUCAUCAACAACAACAAAUUUAUUCAAACAUUGGUUCAUUACCCUUACAUGGGUCCCACAAUAGGUCUCUUGGAAUUCAGGCACACUCAAUGAUUCACAAACAAACACCUUCUAUGAUAACAUCAAUUUGUUCAUCAGGAUAUGUGUAUGGACAUCAUGGGUGGUUAAGGUUACCUAUUGAACAACAACCUGCAAUAGGGAAACUAGUGUCGGAGACUUAUCAUGGGAAUAGCACAAUGAGAUUGGGACCCACUUCAAUAGGUGGGUGGUGGAGUGGAGAUAGCCUUAUUAAAAGUAAUCAAGAUGACCCCACAAAGCUUGAUCUAUCCCUCAAGCUUUAAGAAUUUUUUUUUCUUGGUUUGCUAUAAUGGUCAUGGUCAUGGUCAUUUGCUCGAUAUCUCAAAAAAAAUAGGAUUUAGAGGGAGAGGUAGCGAACGGAUCAUUUUCGUUUCUCUUAAAGGAGUGGUCAUGGUCAUGGUCAGCUGCUCGGUGUCAUGCACAGAAUCAGGGUCUGAAAGAGGAGGUAGCGGACAAAUUAUAUCCAUACAUAUCCAUACUCCAUGAGAAAAAGGGCUAAAGAAAUACGCGCAAUCAAGAAAAAACACCAUGAGUGAGAGGUUUGCUACAAUAUGAUUGUAAAAGUUUUUGGUUGUUUUUCCUUUAGGGAUGUGAUUAACUAUUAUGUAAAUGAGCUAAUGAUAGAAUGAAGUAAAAUGAUUUUCUUCUUGCAAGGGUUUUUCUGGUACACAUAUUAUGUUUUUUUGGAAGAGUCUAGAGAAACAAAAAUAUUGUGAAGAAUCACCAAUUUAAAACUGAGACUUAUAGAAUAUAUAUGAUUGGGCUGUAAUGCUUAAGUUGUUGAUUAAAUUGGUUUUCUAGCUCUUAAAUAUGGUA
Amaranthus tricolor (Joseph's coat) is the source of this 1558-nucleotide messenger RNA. RefSeq names its product zinc finger protein 3-like. NCBI's taxonomy places the organism in Eukaryota, Viridiplantae, Streptophyta, Magnoliopsida, Caryophyllales, Amaranthaceae. The record is from RefSeq and is a predicted model, not a curated record. The transcript has a single exon. Gene Ontology annotation, biological process: negative regulation of abscisic acid-activated signaling pathway. Bases 256 to 1005 code for a protein of 249 amino acids.